Molecule: messenger RNA, 6758 nt
Organism: Hypomesus transpacificus
Lineage: Eukaryota; Metazoa; Chordata; Actinopteri; Osmeriformes; Osmeridae
Gene: dennd4a
Product: DENN/MADD domain containing 4A
Exons: 29
Coding region: 190-5337 (1715 amino acids)
Biological process (GO): regulation of Rab protein signal transduction
Cellular component (GO): cytoplasmic vesicle
Molecular function (GO): protein binding
Source: RefSeq, a predicted model, not a curated record
AGCAGCGUUCUUAGCGAUGUGUAGACUACCGACCGUGAUAGACGUGUUUUUAGUAUAUUAAUAUUUCUACAGCUACUGAAGGAGAAUAAAACUUCACAAUUACGUACAUAGCUGCGACAUUUUUCGACUAACUAGGGCCUAUUGAUUGGACAAUUAUUAUUGUGUGAUCCCGAUUGUGGGAAUGGGGACAUGAUGGAGGACAAAGGGCCUCGUGUAGCAGACUACUUUGUGGUUGCUGGCCUCACAGAUUCCUCUAAGCCCCUGGACGAGGAGCUCCACUUUGACGAUGCCUGCCACAGGUCUGCCAAGCCCAAAGCCCCCAUCACUGAUGUGGCUGUAGUGAUUCGCUCCAUGGGGGAGGAGGUGCCCCAGGGCUAUACCUGUGUGGAUGUCACCCCCUCUGGGCUCUCAGCAGAGCUGAACGGAGCCAGUCUCAGAGGCCCACAGAUCUUCCUCUGCUACAAGAGGGGCAAAGAUAAGCCACCUCUCACUGAUCUCGGAGUUCUGUAUGAGUGGAAGGAGAAACUGAAGUCUGGCUGUCACAUCGUCCAGACCACGCCCUCUGGUCGCCCGGCAAACAUAAGCAACUCCUCCUCCCAGCGCAUCUACAUCACCUACCGCCGUGUCUCCCAGAGCCAACCACACACCUCAUUGGCCGUCACAGAUGUUUGUGUCAUCGUUCCGGCCAAAGGGGAGACGCCCCCUCACACUUUCUGCAAGGUGGACAAGAACCUUAACAGCAGCAUGUGGGGGUCUUCUGUCUACCUGUGUUACAAGAAGUCUGUAGCUAAAACCAACACGAUUGCAUACAAAGCAGGUCUGCUCUGUCGAUACCCUGAGGAGGAUUAUGAGUCAUUUCCCCUGCCUGAGUCUGUCCCUUUGUUCUGUCUGCCCAUGGGGGUGACCAUGGAGUACUGGCCAGCCCACACCAAACACUCCCUGCCGGUCUUUUCCACAUUCGUCCUGACUGGAGCCUCUGGAGAAAAGGUAUAUGGAGCUGCCAUUCAGUUCUACGAGCCUUACCCAGAGGAGAGUCUGACUGAGAGACAGCGCUCUCAGCUGGGUCUCCCCAGCACAGAGCUCCGGCCGGAGGACACCAAGACCGUUCACACCAACAAGAGCAUCUGCCUGCUGUCACACUGGCCCUUCUUCGACUCCUUCAGGAGCUUCCUCACCUUCCUCUACCGCUACUCCAUCUCCGGACCCCACGCUUUGCCCAUCGAAAAGCACAUUUCUCACUUCAUGUACAAAGUCCCGUUUCCCUCCUCACAGAGACCACGCAUCCUCGUUCAGCUGUCUCCACACGAUAGCCUGAUGCUGAGCCAGCCGGUCUCCUCUCCUCUACCCCUCAGCGGUGGAAGCCUCUCCACUCUGCUGAUGAACCUGGGUCCUAAAAACGCAGCCACCUUGCUGGUGCUGGCAGUGACGGAGCACAAGAUCCUGGUCCACUCCCUGCGCCCGGCCGUCCUGACCAGCGUCACCGAGGCCCUGGUGUCGAUGAUCUUCCCCUUCCACUGGCCGUGCCCCUACAUCCCCCUGUGCCCACUGGCCCUGGCAGACGUGCUGAGUGCCCCCUGUCCCUUCAUUGUGGGCGUGGACUCGCGCUACUUCGACCUCUACGUGCCCCCGGCUGACGUCAGCUGCGUUGACUUGGACACCAACACCAUCUCCUACAAGGACGACAAAAGGGCCCUGACGUGGAAGAUUCUGCCCAGGAGGGCCUGCAAGCAUCUCCUCAACACUCUCGGCAAACUCUACCAGCAGCUGGUUGAUGUUGGCCAGCUGAACCGUGAGGAUGGCCACGCGGAGGACCAAGCUAUGACUAACAGGGAGCUCAGCAACGGAAAGAGCCUGCACACCCUGGAGCUGGAGAUCCAGGAGGCCUUCCUGCGCUUCAUGGCAGCCAUCUUGAGGGGCUACCGCUCCUACCUGCUCCCCAUCACCCAGGCCCCCUCGGAGAAGACCACAGACGCCAGCUCGCUCUUUGAUCUACAAGGAUUCCUGAAGAGCAGAGAGCGAUCCCAUCAGAAGUUCUACUCCUUCAUGAUGAAGACUCAGAUGUUUAUCCGCUUCAUCGAGGAGUGCUCCUUCGUCAGUGAUAAAGACGCCAGUCUGGCUUUCUUCGACGAGUGUGUAGACAAGAUGGACAGCGAGCGGCCAGAGGACAGCAGACUCAUUGAGCUGGACGAGUCUCACCGCAGCGAGCACACGGUCUACAUCAACCCCCCGGAGCUGCCCCCACCGCCCCCCGGGCAGGAGCACCCUCUGUGCUAUAGCUACGCCAGCUUCCCCGUGUUGAGGCCUGAGCUGCUAGACCCCCUGGAGGGGCGUGACCCCCCCUCCAUGAACACAGCCUCCCGCCACGGCAGCCCCGCCAGCCCCACGGCCAUCUUCAGACGCUCCAAACAGGAGAUCCGAUCAGCCCAGCGGAUGGCCAAGACCUACUCGUCCAUGCCCCAGAUGUGGUCCAAGUGUCUGCUCCGCCACUGCUACGGCCUGUGGUUCAUCUGCCUGCCCGCCUACGUCAACGCCUGCCACUCCAAGGUGCGGGCCCUGCGCCUGGCCUACGACGUGCUGCGCGGGACGCAGGAGCGCAAGCUGCAGGCCCCUGAAGAGGUGUGUUACCGCGUGCUGAUGCAGCUGUGCGGACAGCACGGGCAGCCUGUGUUGGCCGUGCGGGUUCUUUUUGAGAUGAAGAAAGCCGGGGUUCACCCCAACGCCAUCACGUAUGGUUAUUACAACAAGGCGGUGUUGGAGAGCACGUGGCCCUCCGGCACCAGAGGAGGCUACUUCCUGUGGGGGAAGCUGAGGAACGUGGUCCUGGGGGUGGUCCAGUUUAAACAGGUGGGCAGGAAGCCCCAGUCCCAGCUCCGGGAUCCCCACCUCUCAGACUGCAGUGAUCUGGACACGGUGAGCCACGGAAGUGUGGACAGCGCUAACGACUCAGCUGAGAGAGCCUCCAUCGACACCGACUUCACCAAGAUGGACUCCAGCGACGAUGGCUCAAGCACAGGUGGCCAGUCAGACCAAGGCUAUGACUCACUGUCCAAAGAGGAAGAGGAGAGGCUGGGCAGCAGAGAGCGAGGCACCGCCCCAGCUGCUGAGGACAAGGAGGAGGCUUUGCCAGAGAGGGAGGCCAUGGUUUCUCAGCAGGUCCCAACAGACUCCAAGGAUUCCUGUGGACCCCUACCAAAGAAGAGGCCCAACUCCCUGAACCUGUUUGGGGGACAGAGAGCUCCCAGGGCCAGGACUGCUGAACAGUGCCCCCUAGCUGCAGACAGCAGACUAGGCCAUGCAGAGGCAACCAGCUCCACCACCGCCACUGCCAGCCACACCGGUGAGGAGCAGAGGAAGUCCGGCUCCGAGGUAGAGGGCAGCGGGGACAGACGGAAGCCCGCAGUGGAGAGAAGCACGAGCUGCACCGGCGCUGUGGUGAAGCCUGGCGGGCCGUCCAUCGAGAGGAGCAUGAGCUGCAUCAGUGGGCCCGUGGCGAGGACGGGCGUCCAGACGGGCGCCGACCCUCUGUCCCUGCUGGCGGCAGAGACGGAGCGGGAGGGGGACGCCAGCCGCGCCCCCGCCGCCCGCAGGGACCUGGCCGAGGAGAUCGAGAUGUACAUGAACACCGUCAGCCCCCUGAGCAGCCGUGCGCCCAGCAUGGACCUCCAGAGCCCCUCCAGCCCCCUGUUCCACUCCAGCCCCUCCCCCCACAGCUCCCCCAGGCCGCCCCACCCGCUGGCACGCUUGCACACGCACCUCCCCCUGGUCGCCAAGCCCCGAGAACGCCUCCGCCUCUCCCCGUCGCUCCCCCUGGGGGCCCCGCGCAGGGAGCGCCCGUCCUCCCUGGUGUCACCCUCGUCGCCCAGCCUGUCGUCGUCCUCCUUCUCCAUGGACUCCCUGCUCACGCCCACCCUGGACAUCUUCAAGAGCAGCGUCAUCUCCGCCGGGAAGGGCGUGGCCGAGAAGGCCAGCCGCCUCUACUGCCGCCUGUCCUCCCAGACCUCCCUCACACAGGAUGUGAACUACGACCAGAUCAGUGUGUCCUCCCUGACCUCAGGAGACCCGGAAUGUUCUUCUCUGUUGGAGGGUGACGCCUGCCUCGAUCCCGAGGGCUUCACCUCCCCCCAGCACGGCAGCGCCUCCCGCCUCAGAAGGGCCACCCUUGACAGCCCCGGCACACCUUCCAGAGUGUUCCGCCACAACUCCUUCUCCAGUGGCUUGGUCCCACCAAUCAAAGCGGCUCAAACUCCAGACUCCUCCCCAGACUCCAGCCGCUUCCACCUCAAUCCCAGUCACACAGUGGAGGUGCUGAUGUCGAGCUGCUCCUGCUGCAAGACGUGUGACUGCCUGGUGUACGAUGAGGAGAUCAUGGCCGGCUGGACGGCGGACGACUCCAACCUCAAUAGCACCUGCCCCUUCUGUGGGACUCCGUUCCUGCCCUUCCUCAACGUGGAGAUCAAGGACCUGCGGCCGCUCAGGAGGACCAGUGAGGAGAACCUUCUGGAAAAAGAAUCUGUGUCUGCUUCUUGUCAUCCGGAGACAGGAACUCAAACACCUCAGACACCCACGGCUUCUUUUGGGAUUGUGGCUGGAAAUUCACAGGCCUCAGCCCCAGCCCCUGCCUCAUCCCCAGCCCCUGACCCUGUGACGAUCCCUUACCUAAGCCCCUUGGUCGUGUGGAAGGAACUGGAGAGCCUCCUGGGGAACGAGGGAGAUCAGGUCAUCACAUCGCCCAGCAUUGUGGACCAGCAUCCCAUUGUCUUCUGGAAUCUUGUCUGGUACUUCCGCAGGUUAGAGCUACCGAGCACCCUGCCCGCCCUCCUCCUCGCCUCCCAGCACUUCAACCGGACAGAUCAGCCCCUUCAGAGUGUGUCGUCUGAGGACAGUAAAAAUGUGCUGGUGAGGAUCAUGUGGGACAACCUGAAGCUGCACCAAGACCCUGUUCAGCCCUGCUACGUCCUGUGGAAUGUACAAUGUUCCAGUUCCCUGGUCCGUGCUGGAGCGUGCGAGGAGGGCCAGGUCUUCAGUGUGGAGGCCCUGCAGGCUGUCGUGAGGAGCAUCCAGAAGAGUGACGUCUACCAGCCCAUGAGCCAGAUCAUCCAGCUGCUGGGGCCCAAACUGGGCUUCCGAAGGCAGAGGAGUCUGUACAGAGAUAUCUUGUUCCUGGCUCUGGUGGCUCUGGGAAAGAAAAACAUUAGUAUCGAUGCUUUUGACCGCGAGUACAAGAUGGCCUACGACCGCCUGACAGCCAAUCAGGUCAAACUGACUCACAACUGUGACCGCCCACCAGGUGCUGGGGUCAUGGAGUGCAGGAGGACUUUUGGGGAGCUGUGUCUGUGAUAUCUCUGAUGACCAUACACACACACACACACACCUAUCCUUCCUCCCGCGCACACAAAUCUUUCCCUUCAGGCAUUUGAUCAUACUCAGGACCAUCCCACCUGACUGACCAGGACCAAUAGGAACCAGAGUUUAGAAGCACAAUUGGGUAGAUAGGACAAACAGCCUGUAAAGGUGGCUCUGUUAUAGUAGAAGAGCAUGCCAUGGCAGGGCUUGGGAUAUCCUGUGCAGUAUUAAGAUAAUCGCCUGUAUUUACACCAUUAUAACUAUAGUAAAUGUUUGUAUAGUCCAUUGUACAUUGUAUAUUUUUUAUGAUCAAUCUCUGGUAGCUGAUGAAUUUGCUAGUAGGUAUGUAGAAGGCAACAGUGUGGUCCUGGUGACCAUUUUGACCAAAUGUGUCGAGUAUGAAGGUACUUGCUUUUAGAUGUACAUAUUUUGCUUAGCACUUUUCCAAGAUUAACUUAAACUGUUGACAUUAAUCGCUCUUUUUAGUUAUGAAAAAAAGAGGUUGGACUGUGUUUACAGAAUGCUACAAUCUCUUCAUGGUUUGUAACCCUUGCUGAACCAGCCCCUAACAACCACCCUAACAACCACUAUGGUACUGUCGCAUCUUUAAAAAGGGUUCAAUUCUUCAUUUUUAGGAAGGUGUUCUUUAACAUGCACAUACGACCCAUUAGGUUCACUGUGUCUCAGAAACAUUUCCCAGUUUCAAUUUUAGAAGUGUAUUUCUUUUGUACAGACCCUGAAAGUAAUCCAAUGGUGACCCCAAAAAAGGGUUAGGGAUUGCAAAACAUAAAAGGUUUUGGAAAUCAGGUGGAUUCGUUUUCUGGUCCUUUGACUGAUUUUUAUUUGUAUUUUUCUACAUCAUCCAGGCCCGAUCAUACCAAAAGCUGAAUCAGGAAAUGCAUAAUGCGUGCUUCGAGUUAAAUCAGUGGCCACAAUAUUUUCAUAAAUAAAUUUGAUUUAUUGACACAUACAUAAAUCUAUAAAAGAGGAUGGUGUUUGAUACAUUCUGUUGGUUUCUUAGUGUCUUGAUUGUACAGUGUCCGUGUUUCAGUGGCACAGUUUAACAAUGUUAGAGCUGUGCUGUAUUAUGUUACACAGACAAGGAAAUCAAAUCUAAUUCUUGGCUAUUAUUUGCCACAUUUACAGAGUAGGUUAUAGUAUAGCAGGAUGAACAACGGUUCCAUUUGACUCUGAGUGUCUUGUUUACUAUUGUCAGACACACAAAAAACAGCAGCAAUAGCCUGUCUAAACCAAGGGAAAAUGCCUGUUUUUAUACCUGUUUAGCUAACACUAUCCUAAGCCACACACAUACAAUGUUAUUGUACUAGGAACUUGCUGACACCUUUUCACUGUUUAAGUACAGUUUUGUUGAGCUCUAUGUGUAGCUACUAGCCCCUGACUGACCAAAACGUCAU